GCAGAGUCAGGAAGAUCCCCUUCCUCCUGCACUCGGCUCCCCGUGUGACAGAUAGCGCAUUGUCUCGCACUUUGGCAUAUCGGAAAAAUAGACACCGCCACUGGAAUCACAAACACAUAAUCAGACCGGCUUUGCGGCUCUGUUUGACAUCGGAGUGCUUGUUCUUAACAUGGGGAACAGAGAUGAUGAAUACGAUUUCUUGUUCAAAGUGGUGCUGAUUGGAGACUCCGGCGUGGGGAAGAGCAACCUGUUGUCCCGCUUCACACGCAACGAGUUCAACCUGGAGAGCAAGAGCACCAUCGGGGUGGAGUUCGCCACUCGCAGCAUCCAGGUGGACGGCAAGACAAUAAAGGCUCAGAUCUGGGACACGGCCGGGCAGGAGCGUUACAGGGCCAUCACAUCAGCGUACUACCGGGGUGCGGUGGGGGCCCUGCUGGUGUACGACAUCGCCAAGCACCUGACCUAUGAAAACGUGGAACGCUGGCUGAAGGAGCUGCGCGACCAUGCGGACAACAACAUCGUCAUCAUGCUGGUGGGCAACAAAAGUGACCUGCGGCACCUACGGGCCGUGCCCACCGACGAGGCGCGGGCCUUUGCAGAGAAGAAUAAUCUGUCGUUCAUCGAGACCUCAGCUUUGGACUCCACUAAUGUUGAAGAAGCCUUCAAGAACAUCCUCACAGAGAUCUACCGCAUCGUUUCACAGAAGCAGAUCGCUGACCGGUCAGCGCACGACGAGUCUCCGGGCAACAACGUAGUGGACAUCAGCGUGCCCCCUACCACUGAUGGCCAAAGGGGCAGCAAGCUGCAGUGCUGCCUGAACCUGUGACCCCUGACCUCCAAGGGCAUCAACCCCAUGCCUUUCAUUUGUGCUUUGGUCCUGAGUAACGUGCUGCUGCUUCUGCCCCCAGCCCUGUACACAAAACUUUCUUUUUAAUACUUGUCAAAAUUCACAUGUAUUCAUUUGCCAUGUAAUGAAGUUUUACAACCUUUUGGUCUGUUUGUCGUUCAUGGACUGAUACCCCCCCCCAUGCUGUCGCAGUGCGGGGACCGGUUAGUUAGCUGUGCAUUAACUAAUGCUACUUGGAAGUGCUUUAAUGGUUGUGUAGUUAAAAGUAAUGUCCACUAGGGGGUGCCUGUGAAUAUUCACAAAAGCUCCAAAUACUCCCGAACACUAAUAUAUCAGUAUUAAGCACUGUUUCUCACUACAUUAAAUUGCUUGAGGUCAGUGAGUAUUCUUUUUAUUCAUGUAACUGUUAUUUGUAAGUGAGAUUAUUAAUUUCAACACACCUGUAUUAACAUGCAGUUUCCAUAUUUAACUCUGUCUUCCUAGCCAAAAAAUGUACUUCAUUAAUUACUGAUGCCGUGUCCUCAGUAAUUGGAGGCGAAUGAUAAUCAACAGCUUGUUUAGUAGUGAUUGACUGCAGUACAAGUAUUACAAUGUUGGCCAUAUUUAUGGUACAAAUGUAGGCUUGGGGAAAAAAAGCAAUUUCUUUGAAGUAUAGAAGAGUUUUUCAAAUAAAUUUUUAAUUUGUCUUCAUUAGUA
This is a messenger RNA of Paramormyrops kingsleyae, 1543 nucleotides long. It is a transcript of the gene rab11bb, whose product is annotated as RAB11B, member RAS oncogene family, b. Lineage: Eukaryota; Metazoa; Chordata; Actinopteri; Osteoglossiformes; Mormyridae. The record is from RefSeq and is a predicted model, not a curated record. Gene Ontology annotation, molecular function: GTPase activity; GTP binding.